CCCGCGGCGGACACCCCCGACAGGGGCAACAGGAGCCGCAGCCGCCGGAGCUCAGGAAAACAAUGAACAAUGAAUUUCUUCUUUCCAGGAAGAAACCUGGAAGUUUUUUUGCUGCUCUGUUGAAUAUGGGAUUAUAAAUUUUUGUUUAAACUGCAUAUAGAGCAUCUCUUUCAAAUGGAUAACUUCUGAACCUGGAAUUCUUCAUUACCAACUUCUUGCAUCCUGGAGGGGAAAAUGAAUUUCACAAAUUGCACCACUGAAGCCAGUGAGGCUGCAAAGCCAAAGACAGUAACUGAAAAGAUGCUCGUUACCCUGACCUUGGCCACAAUCACAACCUUGACUAUGCUGCUGAAUUCUGCUGUAAUUGCAGCAAUUUCCACAACCAAGAAGCUCCACCAGCCGGCAAAUUAUCUCAUCUGUUCACUGGCUGUGACAGAUCUCCUUGUUGCCGUUCUCGUCAUGCCCUUGAGCAUCACUUACAUAAUGAUAGAUAAGUGGACUUUGGGGUACUUCAUCUGUGAGAUCUGGCUCAGCGUGGACAUGACCUGUUGCACGUGUUCAAUCCUUCAUCUGUGCGUCAUUGCACUGGACAGGUACUGGGCCAUCACAGACGCCAUCGAAUACGCCAGGAAAAGAACGGCAAAAAGGGCUGGGCUGAUGAUAGUCACCGUGUGGACUAUCUCCGUUUUCAUAUCAAUGCCCCCCUUGUUUUGGAGAAACCACCACAGCAUCAGUAUUCCCAGCGAGUGUCGCAUUCAGCAUGACCAUGUCAUCUACACGAUUUAUUCCACAUUCGGGGCAUUUUACAUCCCCUUGACUUUGAUCCUGAUCCUGUACUACAGAAUUUACCACGCUGCAAAGAGCCUUUACCAAAAGCGGGGUUCAAGCCGCCACCUCAGCAACAGGAGCACCGACAGCCAGAACUCUUUUGCCAGCUGCAAGCUCACACAGACGUUCUGCGUCUCGGACUUCUCCACGUCUGACCCAACCACAGAGUUUGAUAAAAUCAACGCAUCCGUGAGGAUCCCUCCUUUCGAGAAUGACUUGGACCCAGCUGGCGACCGGCAGCAGAUCUCCACGACACGAGAACGAAAGGCUGCUCGCAUUUUGGGGCUGAUUUUAGGUGCUUUCAUUUUGUCCUGGUUGCCCUUUUUCAUCAAGGAACUGCUUGUGGGCCUCCACAUUUGCACUGUCUCUGCAGAAGUAGCAGACUUCUUGACCUGGCUUGGGUAUGUCAACUCGCUCAUCAACCCUUUGCUGUACACGAGCUUUAACGAGGAUUUCAAGCUGGCCUUUAGAAAGCUCAUCAGGUGUCGAGAACACACUUAAAAGUACUGAGAGAAGAUGAUGCUGGCAUGACUCCUGGCCUUAAAAAUGAGCAAAACUAUUUGACUCUGCCACUGUUUCCCUUGAUAAAGGGGAUUUUUGUGUUUGCCUACUUGCUUGACUGUUCUUCAGCCUGUAAUUCAUUAUGCCAUUUUUUUAAUCUCUAGUGUUAUUCAUAGUAAAGGGUUUGAAAUAAAUUUAUUCUACAAAGGAAAAGAUUUUUUAGAAAUGAAACAACAAAAAAAUAGUAUUAGGUACUCAUGUCUAAGACAUUUUGUGUAAUCAAUGAUUCAAGAAGCAACAAUAUUCACUUUUAUACUUUUUCCAUUUAAAAAUCAAACAUCUAA
Messenger RNA from Vidua chalybeata, 1673 nucleotides. RefSeq names its product 5-hydroxytryptamine receptor 1E (gene HTR1E). Lineage: Eukaryota; Metazoa; Chordata; Aves; Passeriformes; Viduidae. Gene Ontology annotation, cellular component: dendrite; plasma membrane. The transcript is spliced from 2 exons. The coding region runs from base 235 to 1329 and encodes 364 amino acids. Gene Ontology annotation, molecular function: G protein-coupled serotonin receptor activity; neurotransmitter receptor activity. The record is from RefSeq and is a predicted model, not a curated record. Gene Ontology annotation, biological process: chemical synaptic transmission; G protein-coupled receptor signaling pathway, coupled to cyclic nucleotide second messenger.